Molecule: messenger RNA, 255 nt
Organism: Staurois parvus
Lineage: Eukaryota; Metazoa; Chordata; Amphibia; Anura; Ranidae
Source: the annotation of a GenBank genome assembly
AUGCCAUGGUUGGAAUUUGAACCAACAACCCUAGUACUACCAGGUGGAAGUGCUAACCCAUUAGAUCAUGCAGUAACCAGGGGCGGACUGACAACUCAUGGGCCCCCCGGGCAAUAGGGGAUCAUGGGGCCCCUGUGUCCUUGCCCAAACUCAAAAAAGCCUAUGAAAAAGGUACCAGGGGCAUCUCAUGGGGCCCCCUACUGACCCCGGGCCCUUGGGCAGUGCCCGAGUUUCCAAAUGGUCAGUCCGCCCCUG